AUGAUAGAUGAUGAUUUCGUUGAAAUAAGUACGGAAAUUGAAAAGAAAAUAAUAAAAAAAGGAAAACAGGGUAAAAGACCUUUUUUAACAUGGAAUUGUAGAAUAGAAAUCAUUUUAAACGAAACGUACGAUAAUGAUAAUUUUAAAACGGGAGUUAUCGAUAUUGUUAUCGGUUAUGGUUGCAACAGUUAUGACAGGUUAAUCGAAAGGUGCGUUGAAACGAUGCAUUUGGAUGAAGAAAGUUUAUUCGUUAUUAAAUCCGUUGAUAAUGUUAACGAUUUAAAAGUGACAAUUAUAUUAAUAUCUUACUUAGAAAAACCAUAUAUAUUCGAAUGGACGGACGAAGAAAAAAUAAAUGAAUCGAAUGUUUUAAAAAAUAAAGGAGCACAAUUAUUCAAAGACAAUAAUAUAGAAGAAGCUUUUUAUAAAUUUAGCAAUGCUUUAAAAUUAUUAUUAACAUUAGAUGAGGUUUUAGAAUAUGACGAACCCCGGCCGGAUAUAAAUAAUUUAAUAAUAGCUUUAUAUAAUAAUUUAGCAAGGUGUCAAUUACAUUUUAAAAAUUACAAAUACGUUAUUGAUCUUUGUAGCAAAUCUAUUGAUAUAAAUUCAACAUCGAAAGCAUUGUACAGAAGAGCUCUUGCUUAUAUUGAACUUGUAGAAUAUGAAAAAGCACAAAAUGAUUUAUUGGAAUUGAUCAAAUUGGAACCGAAUAACAAAGCUGCAAUUGAAAAAUUUAAAUUAGUUAGAGAUUUAGAUAAAACUAAUAGAGAUAAUUAUAAUUUGAUUGUUAAAAAAAUGUUUGGAAAACAAAUAAACGAAAACUUUUAA
This is a messenger RNA of Pediculus humanus corporis (human body louse), 828 nucleotides long. Its product is annotated as FK506-binding protein, putative. Gene Ontology annotation, molecular function: protein binding. Lineage: Eukaryota; Metazoa; Arthropoda; Insecta; Psocodea; Pediculidae. The transcript has 2 exons. Bases 1 to 828 code for a protein of 275 amino acids. The record is from RefSeq and is a predicted model, not a curated record.